Messenger RNA from Paramecium sonneborni, 2905 nucleotides. The record is from the annotation of a GenBank genome assembly. Lineage: Eukaryota; Ciliophora; Oligohymenophorea; Peniculida; Parameciidae.
AUGCAAAUGGAUGAAGAAAAUUAAGGAUUAGUACAGCAACAUAUGAAAAAACCUAAAGAUCCUGAAACACGUGGCAUCCUUUCCACUCUUUGUUACAUUAUCUAACUUAUUAUUCUUAUUUUUUUAGUCUUCCUUGUAUUUAAGUAUGCUCUAGCAAAUCAUAAAUAAUCUUCCAUACCUUAGAUAGAUAAAUUGAAUGUAAAUGAAAUUGAAAAUAUUGAUGAUAUUGAUAGUACUGUAGUUCUAGAUAAAGAAGAUUAAGACAUCAUGCAAUUUUUAACUAGUCCUGAAGAUGUUACUUAAUUUGAUGAUAUAAUUCCAGAACCAGAAGAAGAACAAUUUGAAGAAUUAAUAUUUGAAGCUGAACCAUGGAAUGAAGGAUAAUUAUAAGGUUGGCAAUUUAAAAAUGGUUUAACUUUGAUUGUUUAAGAAAAAUAGGUCUAAAUAGCUACUUUGUAAUUUGUUAUCUAUCAUGGUUAUCAUGAUGAUGAAUACAAUACAUUAUUUAUGAAUUUGCUAUUAAAACAAUAGUGUUCUUAAGCAUAAUUGAUUUAGAGAGCAUACACGAGUACAAUAAUUAUUCACUUUAAAAACGAAUUAUUGGAAACUUGUAUUAGAAACUUUGCAGAUUCACUUGUCAGAGAAUACACUCAAGAUGAUCUAGAUAAUAUUAACAAUCAAAAUAUUUAAACUGAAGAUCUUGAUCUCAUUUCUAAAAUUGAUAGAGUUUUAGAUGCAAUCUCAUUAAAUAAUGAAAUCAUGACCGAGCCUAUGUAGAUUUAGGAUUUAUAAAAUUAUAUUGACUUAAAAUUAAUCUCUAAUCCAAUUAGAUUGACUAUUGAAUCUUCAUUCUCAAAUCAAGAAAUUUAUAUGAUAGUUUCAGAUACUGAAUUAUUGGAAAAAGAAUUUGGAACAUACAUUAUUGAUUCUUGGGAUCUAGAACCUAUUCUAUUCAAUCAGAUUAGAAUCAAUUCCAAUCAAACAUCUACCAUCUUAAUUUAUACAGCAAAACAAGAUGAAUUUUUUAAGCAUUUGUUGUUGUAAAAAACAUAAAAUUCUUUACAAAAUAUUCUCUAAUGUUAAUUUGAAAUUCUAGAUUUUGAAUUCUUAGCAAUUAAUAUUUAAGAAUGUGAUUAAGAUAGCAUCACAUUAGCUAAUGCAAUCUAUAAUUUUGCAUCAUUUUUAAAAAGGUAGAAUGAAAAAACAUUAUUGAAUUGUCAUAAAGACUUUUACAAUCUAUAAAUUCUCUAUCAAAAAUAUGUUGAAGAUAAAGAAUUUUCUAAAAAGGAUCUCAAUGCAAUAAUUGAUAAUAUCUAAUCAGGGGUCAUUAUUAUUUAAUAAGGAUAAUUUAUCUAUUAAGAAUUAAAAACUUUAAAUAAAGAAGAAUUCUUAAACUCUAAUUUCGUUAAUAAAAAAGUAGAUUCAAUCGAAUAUUCUAACAUAUUAUUAGAUUAUACUAAUGUUUCAAAUUUAGAUGAGGAAUUAAUUUCAAAAUUAAAAUUGCCCAAUCUCUCUCAAUACAUUCCAAUUGAAUAACCAAAUUAUAAUUUUUAUACAACUAAUUAAAUUAUUCCUCUAAAUAUUACUCUAUCAGAACCUUAAAUUAACAAUGAUUCUCCAAAUGAAAUAGACCCUGGAUAUAAACCUUUGAGUCCAUAUGUCCCAUUAGAUUUAGAUUAAACUUAAAAAAAUUAUCUAAUACCAAUUUUAACUCCAUUAUAGAUAUCUUAAGAGUUGUGGUGGUAAUAUGAUAAUUAGACUAACAGAGCUUUUUUUGGAAUUUUAUUUUAUAAACCAAUUAAUGGUUAUAGCAUAGCAAAAUCGAAAGCAAUAUUAAAAGUUGCUUAAAUGUACAUAGAAGAAUCAAAUUUAGAUGCAGUUUCGGCUGGUUUUAAUUUUUAAGUAGAAAGUAGUCUUAAAGGACUCUCAUUUAUGUUAUCAGGAUGGAGCUUAACAUUCGAAGCAGUGAAAAAUUAGUUAUUAUCAAAUAUAAAAGAAAUUAAAGAUGAAUCUAAAUUUAAGAGUAUUAAAGAUAAUUUAAAAAAUCAAUUUUAAGAAUAUUACUUCUAAAAAACUCAAUUUUAUCUAAUUUAAUAUUGGCUACCAAAACUUAUGUUGAGACCUGUAAACGAUCCAGCAGAUAUCAUUAGAGAGUUUUAAGAUUUAAAAUUUAAUGAAUUCUCACAGUUUUUAACUGAUAUGUUUUCAGAGAGUAAGUAUACAGCAUUUAUUAGUGGAAACAUAGAUAUUUAAAAUGCAAAAUAAUUAGUUUAAGAAUAUCAUCCUAAUGAUAUAGAAACAAUUACAAAAACAUUAUAAAUAGAUAAAAAUUUAAUACACAUUAUUAAAUUGCCAGCCAAAUAAAAACAAAAUGCUGUACUAAAAUACUUUUCCGUUGGAAAAAGAGAUUAUUUAUCAUUAUCAGCAUUAUUACUGUUAUAAUUACAUUUUGAAUCAUAAUAAGCAAUAUAAGUGAGUUUUAAAAGCAUUGGUUGUGUAGAUGGAAUAUUAUUCUACAAUUAAGGUAUUGAUAGUGUUAUAAAAUUAAAUGAAUAAAUUUAACAUUUGAUUGAAUAACAGAGGUAUGAUUUAGAUAACUUGAAGGAUCGAUUGAUAUUACAUUAUUAAAAUAAUGAUGAAUUUUUAUGGGAUAAAAUAUUUAAUAGAAAUUAUGAAUUUAAUGUAUGCUAUUGAAAAUUAAAUUUAGGAAAUUAUAGAGAUUAAGAAUGAGAUUAAUAAUGUUUAAAUAAGUGAUUUCCAUGGUAUACUUCAAUCAGAAGCUUUGAGUAUUUUUGGAGUAACAGAAAGUUCUAAAACUCCAAAUAUACCAUCUGGUUAAAAUGAUUACUCAAAAUAAAAAGAGAAAUCUUAUUAUGAAUGUACCUAUUAAUACCAAUCCUAAUGA